Molecule: messenger RNA, 1444 nt
Organism: Gopherus flavomarginatus (Mexican gopher tortoise)
Lineage: Eukaryota; Metazoa; Chordata; Testudines; Testudinidae
Product: killer cell lectin-like receptor subfamily B member 1B allele C
Exons: 6
Coding region: 472-1179 (235 amino acids)
Source: RefSeq, a predicted model, not a curated record
GUGAAACCCCCCAAGAAAACGUUUUGUUAGAAAACUGUCCACCCACCCUUUUUUUGAGCUCAUUUCCGCCUCUUGAGCUAAGAAAGCAACACAGGCUUUUGACAGGUGGCUGCUGUGGACAGCCUCCUCAAAGACCAUUUAUUCUCCAAGCACAGAGAAAAGCAGAGGGGCAGGAGGUAAACACACGACUGUCUGCACUGGCUCUGCCUGGUGCUCCAGGGUGGGAUUCGCUGCCUGCUUGAGUUAGAAUCUCCAUCGAAUCUGAGUAGGGUCGAGCACCCAACCCUCGAAGAGCAGCUGGGUCAGAAGGUACAAAUUAUUCAGCCAUUCGCCAAAGCCCAUGCAGUGGUCAGAAGUGGGGAUAUUUCAACAGAGACAAUAUUUCCUGAUAGAAGAGGUGUCGGUCAUCUUAUCUCAGACACAAGGACGGUGCCUUCACACCCAGCUCCCUGCCUGUCACCUUUGCUGGCUAUGGCUGAGGGGGGAGUAAUCGACACUUAUCUCACCCACCCGGCAGGCUCCCUGCCCAGCGACAGGUCGGCCCCGGCUCAUCAUCACACUUGUCCGCAGUGCCCGCUUUGGCAUCGGGUGGGCUGGGCCGGGAACAUCGUCCUGCUGGGAGCUGUGAUAGUGUUGGCUGUCCUGGUUGGCCAGUGCCCAUCCCAGACUCGCCUGACGGCAGCCGUCCCGCAGAUAAAUGAAAACACACCAGCAUGCAACCGUACAUUGGAGAGUUUCCGAUCUUGCCUGAAACGAAAUUUGUAUGGGGUGGAAAACAGCUCAGCAGAGGGCUCCGAGUGCAAACUCUGCCCCAGGCACUGGGUGCUACACAUGGACAAGUGCUACUGGGUUUCUAAAGAGAAUAAAUACUGGCGCUGGGGCCGUGACGACUGCUCACAGAGGGGAUCUGACCUUCUAGUGAUCCAGGACCGGGAGGAGCUGGAGUUCGCACAGAAUCUUACAGGAAAUCAAAAUCCGGUGUGGAUUGGACUCAGCAUCACCUCCUCAGGGAGGAUGUGGACCUGGGUGGAUGGUUCCCCAUUAAAUCAAAUGCUGUUCACGGUAUCGGGUCCUGCUGAAGAGAACAGCUGUGCUGCAGUAAAGAAGACUCAGAUCAAGUCUGAAAUCUGCAACACUCACUAUAAAUGGAUUUGCCAAAAGGAAGCUGUGCUCAUUUAAAUGGAUGGAUUGGCCUCUGUCUGCAUAUAUGGAAUGCAGAACAUCCUGUGUCCUCAUCUCUAUUUCAGCUAACAAAGCCUCAGGCAGCGUAAAUCUGGGUAACGCCGAUAAAGUGAAUGGCGCAAUGCUGAUUUUUUACAUCCAUUGGGGGUCUUGGCCCUUUGACUCCAAUGGAGUUACGGCCAGUUCACACCAGCUGGGAAUCUGGCCCUUUGAUUAUUUAAAAAAUAAAUAAAUGUAUAAUUUUUUCACACAGUGCUUCUAA